This is a messenger RNA of Telopea speciosissima, 552 nucleotides long. RefSeq names its product 60S ribosomal protein L18-3-like. The record is from RefSeq and is a predicted model, not a curated record. Gene Ontology annotation, cellular component: cytosolic large ribosomal subunit; ribosome. Gene Ontology annotation, molecular function: structural constituent of ribosome; RNA binding. The coding region runs from base 54 to 458 and encodes 134 amino acids. The transcript has a single exon. Gene Ontology annotation, biological process: translation. NCBI's taxonomy places the organism in Eukaryota, Viridiplantae, Streptophyta, Magnoliopsida, Proteales, Proteaceae.
CAGUCGCGGCGGAAGGUGAAGGAGGAGAAGACAGAGAGGCAACUGCGACAGCGAUGGGUAUCGAUCUAAUUGCCAGUGGCAAGAGCAAGAAGACCAAGCGGACUGCCCCAAAAUCUAAUGAUAUUUACCUCAAGCUUCUCGUUAAGCAGUAUCGGUUUCUGGUGCGGAGGACUAGAAGCAAGUUCAAUGCGGUGAUACUGAAGAGGCUAUUCAUAAGCAAGGUGAACAAGGAACAGCCUCCGAUGUCUCUAUCUAGGUUGAUUUGCUACAUGGAAGGAAAGGAUGAUAAGAUAGCUAUGCUUAUUGGGACGGUUACCGACGAUACUAGGGUUUAUAAGAUCCCGACACUGAAGGUGGCUGCUCUGAGGUUCAUGGAAAGAACGAGGACGAGGAUAGUAAAGGUUGGAAGAGACUGGUUGACUUUCGACCAGCUUGCUUUUAGGGCUCCUCUUGGGUAGAAAAUGGUUUUCCUAAGGGAUCCUAAGAACGUCCAUGAAGCAGUGAAACACUUCGGCAAGGCUUCUGGUGUGCCACACAGCCACACUAAACCCU